Messenger RNA from Eurypyga helias (sunbittern), 267 nucleotides. It is a transcript of the gene RNF4, whose product is annotated as ring finger protein 4. Lineage: Eukaryota; Metazoa; Chordata; Aves; Eurypygiformes; Eurypygidae. The annotation marks the transcript as partial. The record is from RefSeq and is a predicted model, not a curated record. The transcript is spliced from 3 exons.
UUUGAAGCCGGUGAAGAAGUUGUAGAUCUCACAUGUGAAUCUUCUGAUCCUGUAGUCGUUGAUCUAACUCACAAUGAUUCUGUGGUGAUUGUUGAAGAGAAUCAGCGACAAAGGAGAAAUCUUCGGCUGAGAGGCCAGCGACAGUCGGACAGCUGUGUACUGAGUAGUGAUGAUGAAGAUGAGGCAAGAGAUAGUGAUGUGUACGUGACGGAUAAAGUGUCUCCAGAAUUGGCACCACUGGAAGAUGAAACUGCAAGUUCAAAGUAA